Molecule: messenger RNA, 826 nt
Organism: Colletotrichum godetiae
Lineage: Eukaryota; Fungi; Ascomycota; Sordariomycetes; Glomerellales; Glomerellaceae
Exons: 3
Coding region: 171-458 (95 amino acids)
Source: RefSeq, a predicted model, not a curated record
GUGGGACUACUCCGUAGAUGGGGAGGGGAUACUCCUUGAACAAGGAAUUAAAGAGCUUCCAAUCUGCAAAUCUCACUCGUUUCCGGCGGUUUCUUUGCCUCCUUGACCCAUAAUCUUUGUACGUCUUCAGAAGUUUAGCAUCAGGCGGAGGACGUAAACGGCCCGCGGACAUGGGACACACAAGAUCAAAAAUAAGGCCGAACCAAUGUCUGUUCUUCGAAAUCGCCGCGCGCUACAGUACCUUACCCAGUCUCCAGCAGUCCCAUGCGUGUCGAAAAAAGGGCUGUUACCCUCGGCCGCGACGGACUGGGGCCGGCUCCGGGCUCGAGUGUCGGGCCGGUGGGGGUGGAUACUGGGUGGCUCGAUCAUGGCCCCAGAAACGGCGCCGAACUCGUCACUCAAAGGGUAUUGAGCUUACGCGCGUUCUUUGGGGAUCCCGUACCCAGACGUGCAGUUGAUUUGGUGCCGGGUGGUCGGAGACUCGAGUAGCCAACCAUAGACCUGAAAGAGCUUCCGGCCAUGCAUGCUUAUGCGAGGGAUUGUUACCUGGUAUGCAGGGGCUUACAGUUGAACCUGUAUCUGGGACGGUCGAGAUGCUCGGCGCCUUACGCAUCUUAGUUUAAUCUUCUCGGAGGAUUUUCCAUAGUCGUACACGGCGUACGUCAGGUUUCUCGGGGUUGUGUCUGCUCGAACCCAACCACUGGGAUGGCAUCCCAUGUCGACGCGGGUGAUUUUAAAGUGCCGCGCAAAUUGCCCAAACGGCAUGAAUUCGCGGAGCUAAAACCUCCCACGCGGGAAGGGGAGCCUGGGAUAGCUAAGAAUAGAG